Molecule: messenger RNA, 2192 nt
Organism: Thlaspi arvense
Lineage: Eukaryota; Viridiplantae; Streptophyta; Magnoliopsida; Brassicales; Brassicaceae
Source: the annotation of a GenBank genome assembly
UUUCAGCUUGAAGACUAAAACCACAUAUCUCGACAGAGUUAAAAAAAUAAAAACCAGAGGAAAAGAACAAGAGAGAUUGAAAAGCGUUAGAUCUGCUUGUAAAAAAAGAAAAUUAGGGUUUUGAGCAUGUCUGCUCCGUUUUAUCCUCCGAUAAAUAUGCAGCAAGAGAUCGGUCAAAAUCCUCCUGGGUUUGGUACCGAGCCAGUCCCAAUCAGUACGUACCAAGACAACGAACCUGUACCGAUCUCAACUUACCGAGAAGAUGAAUCAGACCCGCUCCACACCACUCAGCAAGAGAAGGACGACUUUUGGGAAAACGGUUUCAACAGAGAAGACAACAUUCAAGACCCAGAGCCAUUUCAGGCGAAAGAAAACGGGAAGAGAAGCGUAGACAACAGCUCCUUCACUCACGGAGAAACCGAUCUCAACCAGCUGCCAGCGAUUCCUCCGGUCUCAACAGGGCAAGGCUUGCCUUAUGCGCCUGUUGAUUGGCCAAGCCCUGGUGAUGUCUGGACAUGGAGAGUCGGUAGGAGAGUGACAGCUGUUGGUUAUCAUCAGGAUAGGUUCCUGAUUCUCCCUCAGAGGCUUCAGCAGAAGAAUGUACCAAAGUCUUUCGCUAGCAAAGCCACUCUCCUUCGUUAUAUCCAGUCGAAUUUCCCAGCCAUGGACGCUGAUGCCUUCUUUGCUUCGUUUAGCUGGAAGAUCCCAGCUCUCUUCCAGGCUGCAACCAAAGUUGAUACUGCGUCUCUGUUUGAGGAGACCCCGAAGGAAGCACAGACUGAAGCUGCUCCAGUUGAUGAAAAUGCUAAAGAAGGAAACUCGAGAUACAGCCAGAGGAAGAGAAAACCAAUGCCGACACAGACGUAUGAACCUGUGGAACCGAAACCUAAACCGACUCCACGAGGUGGUAAGGGCAACAAGAAGAAGAAAGGAGACACCACUCCUGCCUCUGCAACUCCAUCCUCGACCAAACCGAAAUCUUCUCGGCAAUCCACGAGACGCGCUUCGAACCAGAACCAGCAGAGCGGUGGUGCUGUGGACUUGAACUACGAUGAAGGUGAACCUGCUAGUGCACCAAACACUAGUGGCAGGAGAAAGAAACGCAGAGUUAACUUUGAGGACGAAGAUGUUUCUAUCCCUCACAUCUAUGUCUCUCCUAUGAACGGUGUCCUUGCGGUCUCUCACUCGCCUAUCGAUGUUGAUCCCGUGGAGUUUGACUCCUACCUGGACUCUCUUGAAAACCUUCUUCAUCAAGGUCCAGAAGAUACUGGUAGAGACUCUGUACUCGUUAGCGCAAGCUCUCCGAUGAGAGAGUACGAAUGGGCAGAAGCUAGAAUGAAGAUCUCGUCUCUUCUUGAGAAGGACUUCCCUAGCUUGUUCGUCUCCAAGGAUGCUGCGGAGAUAGCUGCGUUAGCGACGAAACUGAGGAAAGAUCCGAACCUCUCCGCUGAAGAGAUUGUGAGGCUGAAGCUUAUCGAAGAGAUACCAACGUUCAGCGAAGUGUUCCAGGAGAACAAAGGUGUGAUUGAAGAAGCAGAUAGGUUCUUCUCUGCUCUUGAGCUUAACAAGGCUAAAGUAGCAUCGCUGAAAUACGAGUACAGCGACCUGAGGCACAAGCUAGGGAGUUUGCAGAUGGAAGUAGACGAGAACACUGAGGCGAUCAGGCAAAUCGAUGACCAGAUCGCUCAGCUUCAAGCUAGAAGGUCUGAGCUGAAGAGGUACAUCGCUGAGAAGGAGAAAGAGAAGGUUGACGCGAGCUAUGGGCAGAAAAUGGUGGCGAACUCGAUUCCCAAAGUGGUGCAGGAAGUUCAAUCAGCAAACUCGAAGAAGUCUGAGUGGGAAUGUAAGAAGGAUAAUGCUCUUAAGCGUGAAGCGGAGAUUCUCUCUAAGUUCACUCCUCUCAAAGGCUUCUUCCUCUAAAGAUGAAUCUAAACCCCCUUGUCGUGUAUCCUUUUAACUAUAUUACCUUUUGUAGACAAUCUUGUUGUGUCAUGUAGCAGUUUUUUUGUGGUUUGCAGACUCUUUGAAAAACCUGUUCUAGGCUUGGAGGUUUAAUGUAUGCUUAUUAUGUUUUUGAUGUACUGUGGAAACUCUCUGUUUUAGUCGAUAAGGACUUUUUUUAUUUUUCUGUCCCGUCUUGCCUUUGCAAUAAUUUGAGAGACAGGAAUAAGCAAAAGACAUUUCAUGUUGAA